AUGCGGCCAGAAGAGCAGCCUCGAACGAUCGUCAUCCUAGGAUCUACGGGUAAUCAAGGCAGAGGUGUGGUUGAAUGCGUUCUUCGCGAGCCUGGCUUGGAAAAAUAUCUCGUCCGUGCCGUUACACGGGAUAUCAAAUCUGCUCGUGCUAGACAAUUGCUGGAAGAUUAUCAAACCCCAGAUGAGCGUCUCAGUCUCGUCACAGGCGAUGUUUAUAAUGCCGAGAGCCUUGAAAAUGCCUUUUCGGGGGCAUACGGCGUGUUUGGGGUUACUAGCGAACAUGCUCCCAGGAGGAUUGAAAAGGAAGAAGAGAUGAACCACGAACUUCAAGCUGGUUUGAAUAUCAUAUCUGCUGCAAAGCUCUGUCAGGUGCAACACUUCGUUUUCAGCAGCUUGCCUGAUAUGAAGCAAGCUACAAACGGCCGCUUCCAGAAACUAUUCCACAUGGAUAACAAGUAUAUAAUUGAACAAUGGGCAAAGCCGUUCUUUCUCACGAACCUUAAACGGCGCCAGUAUUCUCGUCGCGAAAACGGGGUCGUCCGUUUCUGUCCACCGAUCCCCGGGGACAAGUUUGUCGAGUGGCUAGAUCCGGCAUAUGACAUGGGUGUCUUUGCAGCAAGGGUUUUUGCCCUCGGAAUUUCAAAAACGAAAAAUAAAAACUAUGUUGUUGCUGGUCCCAAGAUUCGCAUGCAAGAUUUUGCAACUAUUUUCACACGCGUCACUGGUCAACAGGCAAUUUAUUCGCCGACCACCUUGGAUGAGUGGGCUGAUAUGGCAUCGGAAGCGGUCGGGCCUGGAUUCAGAGAAGACAUUCGGCAAAUGAUGGAAUGGGCUUCAAUCAUGCCCGAUGACAAGAUUUGCUAUGGUGCCCUUGAUCCGGCGGAAGAUCCUUCUUGGGAAGAUCUCGGUGUUCGUGCUAGCAGCUUUGAAGACUGGCUAAACCGUACAGCGUGGACUGGACCAUAG
This is a messenger RNA of Penicillium expansum, 966 nucleotides long. RefSeq lists its product as uncharacterized. Bases 1 to 966 code for a protein of 321 amino acids. Lineage: Eukaryota; Fungi; Ascomycota; Eurotiomycetes; Eurotiales; Aspergillaceae. The transcript is spliced from 3 exons. The record is from RefSeq and is a predicted model, not a curated record.